GCUCAGUUGCACGGCUAUACAUAUAGGUAUACUUUCCCGGGUGAUGUGGAAUGGUACAUGUCUACUUUUACUGAUGGACUGAUGGUACAACCUUACGUGGUGUACCUAUAUCUAUAUACCGCGCAGCGUAUCACUACCACCUCUGUGUGUAGUUGUACUACCACCGCAACGUUGAGAAAGUAAAGAAAUAAUUGAAAAAAACAAGUGAAGGUCGCCGAAAUCGUCAUCAUCGUCGUGAUCGCGGUACAUCAGCGCUAUCACCAGGAAAAAGUUGAGGUCGAGCCGACGACGACGCGCAGUGUCUCGGGUAGCGGUCCGCCAAACAUACUCGCCCCAUCCGGACAACUCUUGCACGCGGCGGCAGCAGCAGCUUCAUCAUCCACCGCCUCCGCCGCCUCCCUUGCUGUUGCAACUUGCAAACAAUUUUAUUGGUUAGGUGUGUAUAUACUUACCAUUUCGCGGGUAAAGGCAAAGCUAUCCGCAAAUUGAACUAGUGAGUGCAUUUUUAGUGCUUUCUAAUAAAGUGCUACGUACUCGGGAGAUACUCCCACAAACGGAGAAGAAAAACGUGAAUCAAAACCAGCCUGCAUAGCUACUUUUUGGCUACCAUACAGAGGAGUUCUUACGGUUUUUUUAAUUUAGGCUCUAGGACGAGCAAUAUCGUCAUUAUGAGUUGUGCUACUGCUUCAGGGAGUAAGUGAGGAGUAAACACCACGUCGUCGCCGUCAUUUUUGUUAAAAUGGUGUCGGUGAUAAAGUAGCAGCACACCAUCAUCAAUCAUGUCCAUGGAAGUUGGAGGUGAUCUGACCCUGCAAUGGGUCGAAGAGGUGGGAAAUGUUAUCCAUGAAGAGGUCAUAUGUGGCCUAGAGGCAGAGUUAGAUGCUCCAGUGGAAGAAGUAGUAGGAGCCUGUGAAGAAGUCUCAGUGGAAGAAACUGUGGAAACAGUUUCCGAACACCCAGAAUCUUUGCCUGUAACAGAUGCAGAUGCAGAAAUUCUCAUGGUUCCACAAUCAAAUGACAUGGAAUCCAUUUAUAUUGUGCCACAAGAUCAGGGCCACGAUUAUCUUAACAUCGAAGUCACAGAAGAAGUUAUUGCUGAAAGCUGGGCGAGAUCUGGUCCUGAAGAUGGAAUGGAAGUGCCAGACGUCAAAGUUCCCCAUGAUAGUUUGCUGGAGUAUGAUGAUAUGGAAAUCCCCAUACCCUUGUGUGAACAAGAUAUUAGACCUUAUCCAUGUGAUUUUUGUAAUAAAAGAUUCAAGAAAAAAGCUUCUCUCAUGUCACACAUGAUGACACAUUCGACAGAACGUCCCAAAGAUUGUAAUUUGUGUGGUGCUUCAUUUUCAAAAAGAACUGAACUUGCUAAUCACUUGAAAAUCCAUGCUUAUGCACCGUCAGAAAGUAUGAACUAUAAUAUCGGAGAUCCGUUAGGAGGAAAUGAAGACAAUUUCUCUAAAAAUCGCCGUAAAAAAGCCCCGGCUAACACAACAAGGAAACGCAAAGCUCCUGCAAAACAACCCCUUAACGAUGCAAAUAAAUUAGUUAUGAGCAAGUGGACGGAUCAAUUGACUACUAAUGAGCCACAAGUGCAACGGUGGCCAAUCACAGAUGUUACUAAACCCUACGUUUGUCAAAUUUGUGGUCUUAGUUUCGCUAGAGAAAAAGCUUUAGCCUCUCAUGCGCGAGUACAUGGAGGUGACAGUCCGUUUGAGUGCACAUCUUGUAGUGAAAUAUUCUGGGAUUUAAAUAUGUUCAAUGAACACAUGAGGACUAAACACGGCCUUUCUAUUGGCCCAUCAGAACAAGAAGAAAGUGAAAAUAAUUUUACGUAUACUAAUGAAGAGGGAAUGGGUGAUUAUACUUGUGAAACGUGCGGCAUUCCUUUCCACAGACUAGAACUUUUGAAGCGUCACAGAAAAACGCAUAUAAAACAAGAAAUUGAUGCUAUAGAAAGUUCUAGUCCACUGCAUGUGUGUAAUGUAUGUGGUGAAUGGUUUGAGGAAGCAUUAGCCUUACUGGCCCAUGCCGAAUCACAUGCCAGCAGAUCUCCUAGUCGUAGGUGUCUUAUGUGUGGUAGUAAGUGUAGAGAUGAUGCAGACCUUGCAGAACACAUUCGGGAAAAUCAUGCUAGCACCGCCCCACCAAAUACAUGUUUGCAGUGUGGUAAAACAUGCAAGGAUAAACGGAGUUUAUUGAAACAUUCGUGGAUGCACAAUAAUGAUAAGACAUUCAGCUGUACAAAAUGUGGAAAGCGUUUCCACAGCAAAGCCAGAUUGAGAAGACAUAUGAUGUCCCAUCGUAAUAAAAUGGUGGCAUGCGAUGAGUGUGGUGAAGAGUUCCCAGACGGCAGAGCAUUGGUCAGUCACCGUCACUCUCACAACAAAGACUUGGGUGGCCGUACCUUCCCGUGCCGUGAGUGCGGCAAAACAUUUGGCAGUCGCAGUUCGCAGCAGAUACACAUCCGCAUACACACGGGUGAAAGACCGUACGCCUGUCGCUUCUGUUGGAAAGCUUUUGCUGAUGGGGGUACCCUGAGAAAGCACGAAAGGAUACACACUGGUGAAAAGCCUUACGGCUGCACCAUUUGCCCCCGUGCUUUCAAUCAAAGAGUUGUAUUGCGUGAGCACGUAAGGGCUCAUCAUUCAGGUCCUGAUCCAAAAUGUCACAACAGCUUGAAUCCUUACGUAUGUAAAGUAUGUAACAAGGCGAUGCCUACUUCAGAAGAACUUGUAGCCCAUAUAGUCGCUCAUUGCGAUGAAAAUACGGCUUUGCGUCGUCAACCUCAAUCGGGACCCCGCAAGUACAAACGCCGACGCAAAUUGAAACAGGAUGUGGAUACAUUCGGGUCUCGCAUGAACGAGUCUUAUGAUUUACUUGACGGACCUUCAGAUUCCGAUGAAAACUCUAAACGUAAGGUCGCUAAGAAAACCAAGCAGCGAGCCAAUGUUGCGGAAGGCUAUGAAAAUAUUUUAAAGAGCUUUGAAAGUUCUAUGCAAAACAUCGACUCGAUUGUUAAUAAUUCCAAGACGUUUCCUACGAAAACGAAAACUCCGAAGAGGAGGACUAAAAAAGAUGACAAGAAAAAUGCUGCAGGUGCGAGUAGCGCCAGUGAUACGCCGUCGUCCAGUCAAACUGGCAGACCAAAGAUGAUCCAUACGCAAAAAACGCGAGUUCCUGUGGCAUUGGGCAUGGAAGGCGCAAAACGCGGUCAGAAGACAAAAACUAUGGUGACAAGAACACCCAAGGUCAUGCCUAAUGAACAACACCAGCCUCCUCAAAUAGUGCACAAGCCAAAUCUUUUGCCACCUGUCGCCAGUGAGAGAAAUCGGCCUCGCACGAAAAAUGUCAGCUAUCACAUAGACGGUAGGCAGUCAUUCGCUCCAGCUGUUUUUCCUACGAGUAAACUCAAUGAAGACGAGGCACUAGGCAUUCCAUCCCUAUCUACUGAACCACCGCCAAUGGAGAUGAUCAAUGUAAAAAUUGAGCCAGGCUUGCACAAGUUUAAUAUCAAUCAGAACCACAUCACCAAUAACAAUGGAAAUAUUGUUAAUUUUGAGCCAAAGCACAAACCUAAUAAAGCUGCUCCGAAGCGUCGUGCACCUACCAAAAGAUCGACAAAAGCACGAAAACAGACGGCCGCAGCAAGGAAAGCGAAAGGAAAACAGCAAACAGCAAUGCUUGCACUUCCAAAUAAUAAUACCGUGCUAUUCACAACAGAGCAGCAUCAGCAACAGCAACAACAACAAAUGCAACAACAAAUUCAGCAACAGCAGCAACAAAUUCAACAUGUACAGUCGGAGUUUGUGCAGCCUACUCAACUCUUUGAGUCUGUCACUGAUGGUAAUAAUCUUGAAGUUGCUUAUGAGGCAAACGUCAUUACCGAACAAGAAGAGAUGAUGCAUGAGUCCAUACUCCCGGAUCUUGAAAAGGUCAAUAACGUUGAAGAUAUUCGGCCGAAUAACAACAGUGUCAAACUUAAUGUAAAGGUCGAGUCGACGCAUGAUAGUAUGCUUGACAUGCACAAUCUCAUGGGCUCGGUUGAGGAGACAGUGCCCGAGACUAUAAUUCCCGACACUGUCGAGUAUACCUGCGAGAUGUGUGCUCUCGUUUUUGAGACUCGUAACGAGUUACUGUUACACGUACCCGUACAUAUUUGA
Messenger RNA from Copidosoma floridanum, 4154 nucleotides. RefSeq lists its product as uncharacterized. Lineage: Eukaryota; Metazoa; Arthropoda; Insecta; Hymenoptera; Encyrtidae. The record is from RefSeq and is a predicted model, not a curated record.